This is a messenger RNA of Miscanthus lutarioriparius, 1062 nucleotides long. The record is from the annotation of a GenBank genome assembly. NCBI's taxonomy places the organism in Eukaryota, Viridiplantae, Streptophyta, Magnoliopsida, Poales, Poaceae.
AUGCCUCCCCACCGCCGAAGCCGCCGCCUCCGCGGUCAAGAGCCUGGUGAAGAAUGCUCCCGCUCGUCGUGCCGAGAAGACAAGGAGCGUGAGGCUGCACAGACGCAGUCUGAGGCAUUAGUUCAGGUGUCGGAACUAUCCUCGCCUCCUGUGUCAUGCAUAUGGGAGCGCCUGUGGCGUGAUUGGGGACGCCGAUUUUGUAUCAGGCUCGAUCGUCAGGGAUGUUUCCAUACAUAUCCUGAUGUGGGUGGGCCAUUUCAGAGCUUGCCGGAAACCUACGAGGCUAUUGAUCGCUAUCUCGAGGACCUCCGGGAUCCGAAGAUGUGUGCGGAGGAAGAUAAGGCUAUAAUACGACGUCUUUACUGGCCUGAUGGCACAAUCAAGAGGCGUACAAGAGGACCUGUAACUGAGAAAUCCGAAAUGUGUCAAAUGGUUCAAGCUUUAGUGGACAAGUAUAAUGAGGAUCAUAAUCUUUUGGAGGGUCUUGCACACGAACUCAAAGACGUUUUACACUACAACUCAAUUUGUGAGAAGCAGAAAUGGUACUAUCAUCUCAAUUUCACUACAAAGAUUAAAGGGGCUGGUCCAAAUGAAUGUAACCUGGACAAUCUUUUCUUUGUGGAAGUGAAAUGUAUGCCACAAGCAAAGUUUACAGAACUGCUGGCUAACUGUUUCUGCAGAGUUAAUCUGAAUGACAAUGGUCAAUGCUAUGGUUGCACCAGAGAUGGAGAUGUUGGUAUGAAGCACCCUAGCAGUUCUGUUGGAUACACUGCUGGUCACUUGAAUGUGGGUUUGCCAUCUGGAUACUUUGGAAAGUGGAAGAGGGACUAUGAGGAUGAGGAGGAUGAUGAUAAAUAUGUGAAAGCUAGGGAAGCUGAGCUAAGGCAGAUGUUCAAGGGCCUUGAUAAGCCAGGUGUCUUGAAGAAACUUAUCACGCCCCCUCCGUGGGCAACUAAACGAAAAGAACUCAGCUUGUUAGUUCAUGUUGUUAAGACACUGAAGAAGAAAGCAUAUUUGACUGGCACUGAGAAACCAUUUGAGUCGAGGUUGAGCUAUUUGUAG